GCUCAAGAGUGAUGCUGAGGGUGGGCGGAGCUUACAGGGUAAUGGCGUCUCAGAGGCCUAUUCCAACUCAGUUAUCGAUACCGCCGUGUUCGCGGGCCCAGCCUGCUUCAGCCCCAAUUAGGAUUCUAUUCUGACAGUUCGGGUAAUUUCGCGGCUCUGGCAGCUAGAGAACACCUUCGCUUUCACUUCGGGGUGGAUUCUUCUGCGUUAGGCCUUGGGGCCUUGGCCUCAGAAUUUACACCUGAAAUAAGACUGUAACACUGUAAGACUGAUUACAGUAUUCUGCGUGAUUGCUGGUUAUUGAGGAAAGAGCUCCUCAACCAUAUCCGAUCCAUAUUUUUAUAACAUUUAGACCUGCCAUGGUCUUCUCUGCAGCUGGUGUGUGAUCAGCUAGGAUUUCUUCUAGCUUGCAAGCCUAGUUGUGUGAAGAAACCUCAUUAAGGGGGCACAGGAUGGCGUCUGUGCCGGUUUACUGCCUUUGCUGCCUGCCGUAUGAUGUCACACGAUUCAUGAUUGAAUGUGAUGUCUGCCAAGACUGGUUUCAUGGAAGCUGUGUUGGAGUAGAGGAGGAAAAAGCAUCUGAAAUUGACCUAUAUCAUUGCCCGAACUGUCAGAUAACUCAUGGGCCAUCUGUUAUGAAGCGUCGACGUGGGAAUUUAAAACAGGAUCCACAUUUGAGCAAAGACAUUGGGAAGCCAGUACAGACAGGAAGUGCAAGCUUUAUCAAGGAGCUGAAAAGUAGAAAUUUCCCAAGCGCAGAGGAAAUAAUCCUAAAGCCCCAGGGUGUCCAGUUGACAGUGGAAUAUUUGGAGGAGAACAGUUUCAGUGUCCCAAUAUUAGUGCUGAAGAAAGAUGGGUUAGGCAUGACCCUUCCUGCUCCAACCUUCACAGUCAGUGAUGUGGAGUACUAUGUGGGUCCAGAGAAAGAGAUUGAUGUGAUAGACGUGACAAAACAAGCUGAUCUGAAGAUGAAAUUAAAAGAUUUUGUGAAAUAUUAUAACAGCCCCAAACGGGAAAAAGUGCUCAACGUGAUAAGCCUGGAGUUUUCUGAGACAAGACUCUCUAAUCUAGUGGAGACUCCAAAGAUUGUACGAAAGUUAUCCUGGGUUGAAAACCUGUGGCCAGAGCAGAGUGUUUUUGAGAGGCCUAAUGUCCAGAAAUACUGUCUCAUGGGUGUAAAGGACAGUUACACAGAUUUCCAUAUUGAUUUUGGGGGCACGUCUGUCUGGUAUCAUGUUCUCAAAGGAGAAAAAAUCUUUUACCUUAUCCAGCCGACCAAAACUAACCUGGCCCUUUUUGAGUGCUGGAGCAGUUCCUCUAACCAGAAUGAAAUGUUCUUUGGAGAUCAAGUGGACAAAUGCUACAGAUGCCCAGUCAAACAGGGACAGACCCUUUUCAUCCCCACAGGGUGGAUACAUGCAGUGCUGACUCCAGUUGACUGUUUAGCCUUCGGAGGAAACUUUCUGCACAGCUUAAACAUUGCUAUGCAGCUUAGAGCAUAUGAGAUUGAGAAGCGAUUAAGCACUGCUGACCUCUUCAAAUUCCCAAACUUUGAAACCAUCUGUUGGUACGUGGGGAAGCAUUUACUAGACACCUUCCGUGGUUUACGAGAGAACAGAAGACAGCCAGCAUCAUACUUGUUGCUUGGAGCCAAGGCACUUAAUACAACAUUCAGAGCCUGGAUCAAGAAGGAGGCAUUGAUGGAUCAUGAAGAGGAAAUUCCUGAGACCAUUAUUACUUCUCAGCUUAUUAAAGACCUAGACAGGGAGAUUCGGCUAAUGGAGGAUAUUUUCCAUCAAAACAUAGAGAAAACUGGAAACCUCAUGGGCCUAUCUAGAAGUCCUUUAACUGGUGCUCCAUCCACAUCGAAAACAGCUCUUCCAUUCAAGGGCAGUAAUAAGAAGGGUGCUAGAGCAAACCAACUGAUUAAAAAGGGAGGAAGGAAGGGCAGGGAAACAGAGGCUGACAUGAGUCCAGAACAACCAAGCUCCCCGACAGGCCAACAUCACAAAAAGUUUAGUACUUCAUUGAAGGAGAUUGAAGAUUCAGCCCUAGAUCUUCUUGAAGAAAAGCCGGAUAUUGACUUGCUGGAUGGAGAGAUGGCAGACAGUAAAUUGCAGCUGAUGACUAAUGGUAUCAACAUAAGUGGCAAGAAGGUGCGUGUAGGAGCUGGAAGUAGACGCCAAGCAGCUGCAAAUAAACGCAUAAAAAAGGAGCAGUCAGAUCUGUCCUCUGGGGAUCCUUUCCUUCUAGAAUCGGAGGAUGACUUGCAAAUUGAUGAGACUCCCCACAAAGAAAAAAAAGUAGCUCUGACAAAGAAAAAACUACACAAGUUUCCACGAAAGCUACCAAGAGCAAAGCCAUGUUCAGACCCCAACAGAGUGCGUGAGCCUGGGGAGCUUGAAUUUGAUGUAGAGGAAGACUACACCACAGAUGAGGAAACAGCUGAAGGUGAUGGUGACCAACUUGGGGCCAGCAGUGGGGGACUAUUAGACCUAUUGAAAGCUAGCCGGCAAGUCGGAGGUCCUGAAUAUUCUGAAAUCGAAGCCGCCCACGCACUUCCUGCUGCGCAGCAACUCUGCAGACACGCUGCCAGGACUCCUCCAAAGAAGACAGCGAUUCUCCUGCUCCAAAAACGUGAAGCCCCUGCCUCUCCCAGCACACAAGAAGCAAUUCAGGGUAUGUUGUGCAUGGCCAAUCUUCAGGCCUCCUCAUCUUGUACACCUUCCAGCCUUCAAGCUUGGUGGGCAGCUGGGCAGGAGAGUGGAACAGUAGCUGGACCAUUGCAGGGGAACAUGAAGACUGCUGGGAAUAAGAGCAGUGGCAAUGGGACCAGCACUGGAAGCAGCAAAGUCCUCUUGAGGCCUGGAAAGAGGCCUGUGAAGCGACCAGCACACCGCAGCAUGGACAGUAAUGAUGAGGAUAGCAGUGAUGAGCAGGAGACUCUGGGGGCCUGCUUUAAGGAUUCAGAAUACAUUUACCCUUCACUGGAGUCUGAUGAUGAUGAUCCUGCUUUGAAAUCACGUCCUAAGAAAAAGAAGCAGACAGAUGAUGUUCCAUGGAACCCAAAAGCCCGUGUCACUCCAACACUCCCCAAGCAGGCUCGGCCAGUACGUGAGGGGACACGUGUAGCAUCUGUUGAGACGGGACUUGCUGUGGCUGCUGCAAGACUUUCCCAGCAGGAACAGCAGAAAUCUCUGAAGAAAAAGGUAACAAGCAAAAAGAAACCUGUCGGCGAACCCGAGCCACCACUUUUACCAUCAGAACCUGAGCCUCCCCCACUGGAAUCUCAGACAGAGGUUUUUUCUGGAAGUCUUGUGGACCAUGAAUACACUGCUGGUCCCAAUAUAUUUGGGAUGGCUCAAGUAAACCGUGGAACUACACCAAUGGCACCAGGGGUCUUUUUGUCGCAGCGGCGGCUUUCAGCAUCUUCACCAGGAAGUCCAGCAAUGCAGGUUCCAGGAAAACGGCCUAAAAAGGGUUUGGCCACAGCUAAACAACGCCUGGGCAAGAUCCUCAAGAUCCACCGGAAUGGAAAGCUGCUUUUGCUGUGAUCUGCAAAUCCCUCAGGCAUUUGGCUAGGAGCCAAUUCUCAUGGCACUAGCAGACUAAAAGAAUUAUAAAGGAGGGCCCAGAAAGGGUUCAGACUUGGAUCUUGGACUUAUUUUUUUAUAUAUCCCCCAUCAGACACACAAAAGACCAGACCAGACUGGACAGUGCUGCAAGGAAAGCAGCACAUAUAUUGCCAUAAUAUGGUAACUGACAAAUUCAAGUCUCUUCAAGCCACUGUUCAUUCAUUGGCUUCACCCUCCUCAUCCUUUAAACAACAUUUUUUUUAAAAAAAAAUAUGUGUGUGUGUGUGUAGGCAGGGGAUCUUUAAAAGGAUAGCAGAUAAAGUUUAGAGGGGCUUUGAUCACAAGACACCACUAGAAUAGUUGAGAUACAGGGCUCAAAAUCUUUUUCAACAUAAUACAUGUGGAACUGAUUGUUAAUAUCUCAGGUUAGGCAAACUCAGAAGCUUACUGCAUUUAGCACCAGAGAUGCCACUUUCAUUUCAUAACUAAAUUCCUGUAAUGCUUUUUGUGUUACUCUUUUUGUUUAAUGUGUUUAUAGUCCAUUUUCUGUAACUCCUGUCCAGCCCAAUGUUUACUUUACAGAGUCAUAAAACUAUACACAUGGCACCAGCUAAAGGAAUUCACUUUCAUCAGAGGUCCUUGCCAUUCACAUAAACCUGUGCUUGUCUCUCUUAGCUCAAGGAUGGAACCGGACUGGAGAUUAGCUGCCUUUUCAUUAAUAAGUAGCAGAAUUUAAGAAUUCUUUUAGCUUAGCCGUUCAACAGAAAACUACAUGAACAAAUAGGAUCGGAUGCUGAAAUGUUGUUCUUUUGGUGGCCACCUGCCCUGAAGGAAAUUGGACCUAAACCUUUCCAAUAUUCACAGUUGUGUCCUUAAACAAUUGUUCCUUCCUUUGCCUUGCAUAUAAAGUGUGGACUUACCUUGGUUGAUAUUUAAGCAUUUGGCUUUUGGGGGCAAAGGCAAACUGGAUAUAAGAGAGCUUUUUAGAGCAACAGUAGUACUGUUAUAUAUGUUUUUUUUUUUGUUUUUUUUAAUUUAACACACUUUAGGUUUCCUACAAAUUGAAUUCUGUUCACAUACUUUUGAGUUCUAUUGAUGGAUUUAAGCAGACCUAGAAGUAAGAGGCACAGCAUCCUGCCUUAAAUGAAUUUCUCGCAGUGCUUAACUGGACGUUAAUAUUUUAUUUAGAAAUUUAAUCCAUGGCCAUCUGUAU
Molecule: messenger RNA, 4788 nt
Organism: Xenopus laevis (African clawed frog)
Lineage: Eukaryota; Metazoa; Chordata; Amphibia; Anura; Pipidae
Gene: phf8.S
Product: PHD finger protein 8 S homeolog
Exons: 23
Coding region: 453-3554 (1033 amino acids)
Cellular component (GO): nucleus
Molecular function (GO): metal ion binding
Source: RefSeq, a predicted model, not a curated record